AUCCUUCGUCGAGCCGUUGGGGGAAUAAGGUAAGUGGAGCUGAGCUCGCGGCAGGCAGUUUGGAUCCCGGCUUGUGCCCCGCACUAGACCCAUUCGAGAGCUCUACCCCUGUUGCCAAUCUCAGGGCCCAAGAUAGCCCCGCCAAAAGGAGGGAACCAAGUAUUCUGGGCGUUGACCGCUCUGAUCUUUUGAACCCUCCCAACCCAACAGUGUCCCGCCAGAUACCCGCCCUUCUUUCUUUUCUUUCCUUUUCUCAAGCAAAUACGAAAGAUGGCUGAAAAGGUGUAUCGCGCCAGCACCACGGCGCCGGUGAAUAUCGCUGUGGUCAAGUACUGGGGCAAGCGCGAUGCCAAGCUCAACCUGCCGACGAACAGCUCGCUGUCGGUGACGCUCUCGCAGGCCGACCUCCGCACGCUGACGACGGCCUCCUGCUCGGCCUCGUACCCGGCGACGGAGGGCGACUCCCUCCUGCUCAACGGCGAGCAGUCCGACGUCUCGGGCGCGCGCACACAAGCCUGCUUCCGCGAGCUGCGCGCCCGCCGCACCGCCCUCGAAGCCGCCGACCCGUCGCUGCCCAAGCUCUCGACCAUGCCGCUACGCAUCGUGUCCGAAAACAACUUCCCCACGGCCGCGGGCCUGGCGUCGUCGGCGGCCGGCUUCGCCGCGCUGGUGCGGGCCAUCGCGAAUCUCUACGAGCUGCCCGCGUCGCCGGCCGAGCUGAGCCUGAUCGCGCGGCAGGGGUCCGGGUCGGCCUGCCGCAGCCUGUUUGGCGGGUACGUGGCGUGGCGCAUGGGCAGCGCGGCCGACGGCAGCGACUCGAUGGCCGAGCAGGUCGCCGAGGCCGCGCACUGGCCCGACAUGCGCGCGCUGAUUCUCGUGGUGUCGGCCGCCAAGAAGGGCGUCAGCUCGACCUCGGGCAUGCAGCAGACCGUUGCCACGUCGGGCCUGUUCCAGGAGCGUAUUGCUCGCGUCGUGCCGCAGAAUAUGGCCGCCAUGGAGAAGGCCAUCCGCGAGCGGGACUUUGCGGCCUUUGCUGAGGUCACCAUGCGCGACUCCAACUCGUUCCACGCGACCUGUGCCGAUACGUACCCGCCCAUCUUCUACAUGAACGAUGUCUCGCGGGCGGCGAUCCGUGCGGUCGAGCAGAUCAAUGCGGCGGCGGGGAGGACAGUGGCUGCCUACACGUUUGAUGCGGGCCCGAACGCGGUUAUCUACUACCUGGAGAAGGACACCGAGGCGGUCGUGGGGACCUUCUACCAGGUGUUGGGCGGAGCGGUCGAUGGCUGGAAGGAUGCGGUCAUCAAGGGCCUUAAGCCGACAUUGUCCGUGGACGAAGGGGUCGUUGGCUUGCUGAAGGGUGGUGUCAGCCGGGUGAUUUUGACCGGGGUGGGUGAGGGACCCCUCAAAACGGAGGAGUAUCUAGUUGCCGAAGACGGAAAACCGGUGAGGAGAUGAGCUGGCCGGUUGCGCUCAGGGAGGGUGCUCGAGGCGAGACUGGAAUGGUAUG
Molecule: messenger RNA, 1507 nt
Organism: Chaetomium strumarium
Lineage: Eukaryota; Fungi; Ascomycota; Sordariomycetes; Sordariales; Chaetomiaceae
Product: GHMP kinase
Exons: 2
Coding region: 271-1455 (394 amino acids)
Biological process (GO): isoprenoid biosynthetic process; isopentenyl diphosphate biosynthetic process, mevalonate pathway
Cellular component (GO): cytosol
Molecular function (GO): diphosphomevalonate decarboxylase activity; ATP binding
Source: RefSeq, a predicted model, not a curated record